GCAGCGCUGUUGUUUGUUUUCAUCGUGUAUUCAUCGCUAGGAGAAUUCGAGUGAUGUUAAGCCAUGGCAGUCGAGGCCGAAUCGCGUUGCGCGUAAGAUCAAAGGCAGUAGAAUAUCUACCGCGACGUCCUUUGUACAAAUAAACACUUGUCGAGUCGUGGCUACUGCUUCUUCAAUCUAAAUUGACUUUUGCGAAAUGAUGGGAAUGCUGUGCGCACAAAUAUGACCUAAAAUACUGAAGGAAAAAAUAGACUGCAAACGUGUAAAGGCAGUUAUCGACCGGUGACAAGUUACACAAGAAUCAAAACUUAAGAAAUUUACGAAAUAGGAAAAGGAUAGCCUUUUAGAUAAUGACGAUGUGCAAAGAUGGUACGACACCGAAAUACAACGAAUCUGGUCCCAUUAAUGGACACAAUGGGACAUCUGAAGGUACAACCGAAAGCGAGAGCUCUACAUCGACGACACCCGAACCCGAGCCGUUACCAUUUGAUUUGUCUUCUGAUUCCAAGUUGUCCUUCCUAGACAAUAAUGGUUUUAUUAAGCGCAAGAAAUCGAAAAGGAACAAAAAUGUAACGGCAGUACAGUCGAAUCGAGAAGCAGAUCCACAAUUACAUCAGUUGAAUGAAGGACAACUACAGUUGCCUCCAGCUGGUGAUCAACAAUCGAACCAGCCGAUACUAGAACAAUCGCCAUUGAUUUUAAGAAGAGAGCAGCAACCAGAACAAUUGAUUCAGCAAGCACAUACGCCACCAAUUUAUCUGUCACUGGAAGAACUGCAGUUGCAUCUGCAAGCACAGCCACAGCCAGCUCAACCGUUAUUACCACCGCAUCAGCUGGCACUCGAACAAUCGCAAAUGCGUCUCCUAGUAAGGCCGCGACCACCUAAUCCGUUAGCACAACAGCUGUAUCCAGCUCAACCGUUAUUACAACCGAAUCAGCUGGUACUCGAACAACCGCAAGUGCGUCUCCUAACAGGACUGCGGCCAACUAGACCGGUACCACAGCAUCCGCAACCAACUCAACCGUUCUUACAACCGAAUCAUCUGGUACUCGAACAACCGCAAAUGCGUCUCCUAGCACGGCUGCAACCAACUAGGCCAUUACCACAACAACCGCAGCCAGCUCAGCCGUACUUACAACCGAAUCAGCUGGUACACGAACAGCCGCAGUUGCUAAGACCAGACCCACAAUUGGCUUGGCCAAAUCCGCAACACCCGCAGUUGCAAUCAGAAGCAGAUAUGCCACUACCAUCGUUAUUUCUACCAACACGCAUGUUGCGUAACAUGGGAAAUUCACAACUUUUCCAAAAAAUAAUACGAGCACCAUUACCUGAUCCAACGACACACACAGUACUACGGCCGAAACCACACUUGAAAAUUGAAAUCAUGUACGAGGGCCGGAAUAUUUUGGAUCUGAGAGAAAAUUUGAUACCGCAUCCUUGGCAACUGCAACCGGCACUAUACCGAACAGAAACAGACAACCCUAUUAUAAGAUAUGUCUAUAACUGUGGCUCGUUCCUAGUCGAGGGCGACCCGUCGAUCAACGAAACAUCAAUAGUACUUUGGAACAGAUUUUGGAAGUAAGAGUUAAGUAAUAAAAAGUAUGUGCAACGCGAUUUUGUGCAUCUAAUUGUUUAGAUUAUUUGAAGCGGCAGCCAGUUUUACGAGAGACUUUGCGUUAUUUAACAUUUUAUAUAUGUUAAUCAAUUGAUCUAGUCCUGUUACGGUCUAAUAUUAUACGUUUUCACGUCUUUCAAACUGGUAACGGGCUGCAUACGUAUAGAUUAUUUAAAAGCGACUUUAUUUUUAUAUAUAUUUCAAUCAAAUGUUUCAUAUCGAGAAUGCUGUUCUCGAGCUUUUAGUUAUAAAUAAGAUAUUUUAGUGCAAGAUUAUAAGGUUUUAACCGAUGUACGUACACGCGUAUUUAUUUAUAUUUCUAUAAAUCUUGAUCGACGAUAUUUGUCAAUUUUAUUUUGACACAUAUUCGAGCAUAAUAUUUAAUUGUAUAGCGUGAAAUCAACGACGAGAUCAUAAUUUUGACAUUGCAAAUAGCUGAGUGUAAACAGUGUGAUGUGACUCUUGGUAAACAAGGUAUGCUAUGUGUCUUUAAAUAUCUUAAGGGAGCACCUUUGAAAUUAAAAUCAAAAUUUUUCAUUAAAAAUUUAUAAAUGCUUAUAUAAAUAAA
This is a messenger RNA of Nasonia vitripennis (jewel wasp), 2184 nucleotides long. RefSeq names its product transcription factor SPT20 homolog. NCBI's taxonomy places the organism in Eukaryota, Metazoa, Arthropoda, Insecta, Hymenoptera, Pteromalidae. The record is from RefSeq and is a predicted model, not a curated record. The transcript has 4 exons. Bases 351 to 1583 code for a protein of 410 amino acids.